Messenger RNA from Mycena indigotica, 1251 nucleotides. Its product is annotated as Fatty acid conjugase. The coding region runs from base 1 to 1251 and encodes 416 amino acids. Lineage: Eukaryota; Fungi; Basidiomycota; Agaricomycetes; Agaricales; Mycenaceae. The transcript is spliced from 10 exons. Gene Ontology annotation, molecular function: oxidoreductase activity. The record is from RefSeq and is a predicted model, not a curated record. Gene Ontology annotation, biological process: lipid metabolic process.
AUGCCAUCCAAAUCCCGUUUCUUUGCAAACUCCCCCGAAUUCCUCGACCGCAAAUAUUCUCCCUAUGUAACGCCAGAUGUCACUCUCAGCGAGCUAUAUGCGGCCGUUCCCAGACAUCUCUUCCGAAAGUCAACAACUUGGGGCGUCUACUAUGCGAUGAGAGACGCGACGCUGGUCUUUCUCAUGUACCAACUGGGCUGUCGACUCGAUACCUGGUUGGAAUGGUUAUCUGAGUCGCUUCAUGUCAGCCCAGCCUUGGGGAAUGUCAUCCGUUGGGUUUCUUGGUCCGCAUACUGGCCUUUACAAGGUCUUUCUUUCGCUGGUCUGUGGACGCUUGCGCAUGAAGCCGGGCAUGGAACCUUGUCCGAUUUCAGUUGGGUGAACCAUAUGAUUGGGUUCUUUGCUCAUACUUUUCUCUUCGUCCCAUAUUUCGCCUUCCGGGCUACGCAUAGUACGCAUCAUAAAAAGGCAGCAUCUAUUGAAGGAGACGAAAACUACGUUCCUCGAACGCGAUCGCAGUUCAAUCUUCCUCCAGCUGAUGCUGCUGGCAUUCGAGACUACCAUGCCGCCUUCGAGGAUAGCCCAUUAUACUGCCUCAUCGAAAUCCUCGUCAUGCAACUGGCCGGCCUACCUGCAUAUCUUAUUAUCAAUGUCAGAGGGUCCCAUAAAUACCCUCUUGGUACAAACCAUUUCUCGCCAUUCUCGCCCCUGUUCAAGCCACGUGAUCGCUUCACGGUGUUGGUCUCUGAUGUCGGUCUGGCCUUGAUGGCCUUUCUCUGCUAUACGUUCAUUACCCGGAACGGCCUCACAGCUUUUAUCCGCCUCUACUUCGUCCCGUACCUCUGGGUGAACUGUUGGAUCCUUACCGUAACGUAUGUGCAGCACACCGAUCCAACCGUCCCGCAUUAUCGCAAGGGCGAAUGGACGUUUCUCCGCGGCGCCCUUUCGACUGUAGACAGACCUGCACUGGGCUGGAUGGGUCGCUUCUUCCUCAAGAAUCUGGGCCACGACCACGUUACACACCAUCUCUUCUCUUCCGUUCCGUUCUACAAUCAGCCACAAGUCACAAAGCUUAUCAAGCCCGUUCUCAAGCAGCAUUAUAAUUACGACUCUACGAACCUGAUGUGGGCGCUGUAUAGAAGUUUCACCGAGUGUAGGUUUAUUGAAGACGAGGGUGACAUCGUUUUUUUCAAGGAUAGCGCGGGCAAUUCCACCCGUUUGCUUUGCACAGAGAUCUCGAUGGACACAUAA